AUGCCUCGCACCGCUGUAAAAAGCCAAGUCCUCGCCGAUCUAGUAGCAGAAUUUGCGGAGCCCACACUAGAAGGAAAGGAAGUGUCGGGAUUACUAGGUGCUGAUGAGAAACUGGUCAGCACAAUUUCUCAGCAUGAACACACUUGGUGGAAAGCACACAUCGAUGGCGCAGCGAACCAAAGGGGCUUAUGGGUAGGACUCGUUCUGCUCUCACCCGAAGGGAUAACCAUAGAAAAGUCGUUGAGGCUCGGCUUUUCAGCCACGAAUAAUAAAGCCGAGUAUGAGGCGCUAUUGGAGGGAAUGUCAAUGAUCCGGAAAAUGGGUGGAAAAUCCGUGAACAUGUUCUCGGAUUCGAGACUCAUUGUGGGACAAGUGAACGGGGACUUGGAGGCAAAGGAUGAAAGAAUGCAAGAGUAUCUGGUCCGGGCUAAGCACCUGCAGACCCAUUUCCAUCACUUCCGUUUGACGCAUGUACCCAGAAGUGGGAACACUCAUGCUGAUUCUCUCGCGACGCUGGCUACCUCCUCGGCUCAGCCCCUCCCUCGGGUCAUUUUGGUAGAAGAUCUCUUCCGUCCAAAAACGGAGAAGGCCAACGGAAUUUGGGUACAUAGCGUCAGGGCAGGUCCAAGCUGGAUGGAUCCUCUGGUGAUGUUCUUAAAGCACGACACCUUGCCAGACGAUAAGGUUGAGGCCGACAAAAUCAGAAGAAAAGCUACUCGAUUCUGGUUGUCCGAGGACUCCAAGCUUUAUAGACGCUCGUUCUCAGGGCCGUACCUGUUGUGUGUGCACCCAGAGGCUACUGAACUCAUCCUGGAGGAGUUACACGAAGGAAUUUGCGGAAGUCAUACGGGAGGUAGGUCCUUGUCCCACAGAGCCAUAACGCUAGGUUACUGGUGGUCGAGCAUGCAUAAAGAAGCCCUGGAAUAUGUGAAGAAGUGCGACCAAUGUCAAAGGUACGCCCCGAGCAUACACCAGCCGGGCGGAGAGCUUAACCCGCUGUCCAGUCCUUGGCCAUUCGCACAAUGGGGCCUAGACAUACUAGGGCCAUUCCCCAAAGCGGCAGGGAACAAGAAAUUUCUUCUCAUCGGCAUCGACUACUUCACGAAGUGGGUUGAAGCUGAGGCACUGGCAAACAUUAGAGACGUCGAUGCCAAGAAGUUUGUUUGGAAAAAUAUAGUCACUAAGUUUGGAACCCCACACACCCUGAAAUCGGACAACGGGCUCCAGUUUGACAGCAAAUCCUUCAGAAGAUACUGCAAUGAGUUGGGAAUUAUCAACUGA
Molecule: messenger RNA, 1281 nt
Organism: Quercus robur (English oak)
Lineage: Eukaryota; Viridiplantae; Streptophyta; Magnoliopsida; Fagales; Fagaceae
Exons: 1
Coding region: 1-1281 (426 amino acids)
Biological process (GO): DNA integration
Molecular function (GO): RNA-DNA hybrid ribonuclease activity; nucleic acid binding
Source: RefSeq, a predicted model, not a curated record